AUGUCCCGGACUCUACUCUGGAUCGGCCUUGGCAACAUUGGGAGGGGCAUGUGCCGAAAUCUCGUCGAGCAAGCUCAACUCGACAAGCCACUGCUCAUUCACAACCGGACUGUGAAACGUGCUACGGAUCUCUGCCAAAGUCUGCCAAAGGGCAAGUCCGAGGUUGCAGAGUCUCUCGCUGAUGCCAUUGGCAAAGCCGACAUCAUCUUCUCCUGCAUCGCCGAUGACAAGGCUGUAGAAGAGGUCUUCGCCGUUGCUACUAAUGGAGACAUCAAAGGCAAAGUAUUUGUCGAAUGCUCAACCAUUGCUCCCGAGACGACCGACGCUGUCGCAAAGUCGGUUUUGGAAAAGGGCGCUGAGUUCAUCUGCGCGCCCAUCUUUGGGUCCCCCGCCAUGGUAGCCGCUGGGAACGCGACGUUAGUUCUUGCAGGCCCGGAAUCGUCGAUCAAGAAGAUCCGCCCGUACGUCGAUGCGAUGGCGGCCCGGGAAAUCAACAUGGCCGACGAACCAUACCGCAAGGCAUCGACUCUGAAGGUGCUUGGUAAUACCGUGAUCCUCGGCAUGGUUGAGCAGCUUGCCGAAACAUAUGUUGCUGCAGAGAAGAGCGGCCUGGGAACGGGUUACGUGAAGCAGUUUGUUGAGGCCAUGUUUGGUGGCAGCCCGUACCCGGCGUACACAAACCGCAUGCUGGAAGGCGACUACUAUAAGAGAGAUGAGCCCCUGUUCGCCGUGGACCUGGCGAGAAAAGAUGCCCGCCAUGCCAUGGCUAUUGCGAAAGCUGCCGGCACGCGGUUGCAGAACAUCGAGACUGCUGACAAGCAUCUUGAAAUCGUCAAGGCACAUGUUGGACCUUCGGGUGACAUGGCAGGUAUCUACGGUGCAGUGAGGAAGGAAGCUGGCCUCAAGUAUGAAAACGACGACUCAUAG
This is a messenger RNA of Colletotrichum chrysophilum, 927 nucleotides long. RefSeq lists its product as uncharacterized. The transcript is spliced from 2 exons. The record is from RefSeq and is a predicted model, not a curated record. NCBI's taxonomy places the organism in Eukaryota, Fungi, Ascomycota, Sordariomycetes, Glomerellales, Glomerellaceae. Gene Ontology annotation, molecular function: NADP binding; NAD binding; oxidoreductase activity, acting on the CH-OH group of donors, NAD or NADP as acceptor. Bases 1 to 927 code for a protein of 308 amino acids.